Molecule: messenger RNA, 3267 nt
Organism: Peronospora belbahrii
Lineage: Eukaryota; Oomycota; Peronosporomycetes; Peronosporales; Peronosporaceae
Source: the annotation of a GenBank genome assembly
AUGCUUUUUGGAUCGCAGUAUGAUGAAGAAGGAGGCACGGAUUAUAGUGGCAGCCCUGCAACGCCAUCACAGACAUCACGUAAGACAAAGUAUAGUGCUUCAACCUCGUCGACGUUUCGUAAAGGCAAUCGGAUGAACACUCGUCGAGUCAAAACACGGCCGAGUAUGGGCAGUGCUGUCUCUGCUGUCAUUGCAGUGGGUCAGAGCACGUCUUCAUUUGAUUCAACAACCUCGUCAUCCGCGCCCGCUGCGUCCUAUUUGCUGGCCAACCAGCGCACUAGCAAUAACCACAGCUUCAACUACGCAGGUUUUGAUGGGAAUACAUGUACAAAUGGCAACCACAAUAAUGCAGCGAUGAAUGUAGCAGCACUACUACCGAAACACAAUACACGAAGACGCGGCCUUAAAAAGAGAGGAGAGAGAUUGAAAAGACCGAAGCGACCGGCGGACCGCCAGUGCGUGUAUCCGAGUGUCUGGAAGCAGCUACAGUUUCGCAAAAAAGUCGUACAGCUAGCCACUAAUUUGAGUGAAAAACCCAUUUGCGUGACGGGCGUGGAUGGUUUCUUGGCUUCGUGGAUUGUGUAUGAGCUUCUCAACCGCGGCUAUCGUGUGCGAGGUACCGUGCAGAACGGUAAAGACGAUAUCUCGGGGCUGCUUCAGCUACCCAACGCAAGCAAGAAUUUUUCGGUCGUCGAGACGUCACUGUUGACACCCGAGGCUUGCGAUAUGGCUGUUCAAGGGUGCGAUUUUGUCAUCCACACGGGUACUCCUUCGUCCUGUUCGGUACGAGACCCGUUGUCUGAGCAGCAUGAACCAGGCGUGCACAGCAUUGGUAGUCGAAUGCACUGCAUUAUCCCCAUGAUGACAAAUUUUAUUCAGGCAUGUGCACGAUCGCGUAUUAAAAGGGUCGUCUUGACCUCAUCUAUUGCUGCAAUGGCUGACUCAGUGACACCAGGUUCAAUCAUAAAUGAUGCGUGUUGGAACGUAACGUCAUCACUAGAAAAGAAUCCGCACUUUUUGAGCUUGAAGCUGGCCGAAGAAGCUGCAUGGCAGCUAGUGGAUCAAUUGCCUAGCGACCGUCGCAUUGAUUUGGUAACGAUGAACCCUGGCACUUUAUUUGGUCCAAUGCUUUCGAAGUCAAAACUGGCACCUGGGAACCAAGUCAUAUACGACCUGAUUACGGGUCAUUACUCGGCUUUAGUAGAUUUAAAUUGGAGUAUGAUUGAUGUUCGUGACUGCGCUGCAGCACAUGCUGCUGCUUUGGAAAACAAUGAUGCUCGCGGGCGCUACAUAUGCGUCAACAGAAGUGUGUGGAUGAAGGAAAUUGUAGACAUAUUAUCUAGCAAUGGUUAUAGUGGCAGAGAUUUACCGUGGAAGGUAGGCCUGCCGAGUUGGGUUGGGCGCUUGCCAGCAUACUCAGCCCAACUCGGUCAAGUUGGUGCGUCGCUGUACACUUAUGAUCCUACAUCUGUGCGAUCGUCGCCGUAUCUAGGUGACAAACUGGUUGAGCACCUAAACAUACGAUUCCGCUCGGUCGACUCGACAAUAGUGGAAUCCGCAAACGACUUACUAAAGUGGGGUCUAAUUAAACCUUGGGCAGAGGAUCACGAGGCGCUUGAGUGUGGUUGCUGCCACAAUGCGUUCACAUUUUACCGACGAAAGCAUCAUUGCCGGGAAUGUGGCGUGAUUAUUUGUAACGACUGUUCAAUGUCUCGAGCGGUAAUGGAAGGAACGGAAGGGCGCGCGAGGUUGUGUGAUAAGUGUGUAAAGGGAUCUACUCCAGAACUUCUUGAUUUGUUACGGGAAGAAGAUCCCGAUAAAAAGCGCACAGCGGUGGUCGCGUUGGAGUCUUUGAUGGAGAACCCGUCGAACCACGACUAUGUUACACGUUUUGGCGGUAUCCUGCUGUUAAUGGACGCAAUCCAUCACCCCGAUGAAUCGAUUUCGUCACAUGCUGCUGGGGCGCUGUGUGCGUUGUCGUGCAGCGUAGCUAGCACACUCCAGAUGGUACUUGAAGGAGCAGUUUUACAGAUGCUGGAGGUGGAAGAAACGCUUAGUACAUGGGCCGUUUGCUUACAAGCACUUCGUAACAUUUGGAAGCAGAUAAAUCGACAAGAUUUCCGACGAAUGCUGUAUGCUGUCGCACGAGUAUCUGUCGACGCUACAAUUGGAGAACUUCGUGGCAAUAUCUUGCUUACUUUUGUACACAUGAUGGAUACCGAGGAAAUUCCAAGUCUUUUGUCCGAAGGCCUGUUAUCUGUGUUAUAUCACAUGCUGCAGUCGACCGCGGAGUUUUCUCGCUGCGCUGCUGCUCACGCUAUAAAGCAUUUGGUACCCGCUGGAUAUGACCCGGAUGUGACGAUUGAUGUGCCGCCAUACGUUGUGGAUGACCACGAAGAGCUUUUCUUGAACUCUUCUUUGUCAGACUUACAAUUCCUUGUGAAAGGUCACAUUGCCCCUAUUAAUGCUCACAAGGUCGUCCUUUUCUUCCGUAACUCUUACUUCAAGAACUUGGUGAGGUUUGGUUCAGCAUCCAGUCAGACCGCUGUGAUUGAAGUAGACAAUUGCAGUUACGAAGUCUUUUCGAUUCUGCUACGCUUCCUUUACACCGGCAAAGUUGACAUAACUGCGGAUGUGGCUGAAGAGUUGCUUCGGGCGUCGUCCUAUUAUUGCGUGUACGAGUUACAAAAGCGUACGGAGGCCUUUUUGAGCGGCCAGAUUUGUGUGGAGAACGUUGUGGAUCUGUUGACGCUGUCUGAAGAAUGUAACGCCGACGAUUUGAAGAAAAAUUGCGUUCCGUUUUUGAUGCGACACAUUCACGAGGUUGUCCGGCUGCCUGCUUUCGGGGAGCAUCGCGUACGCUCUAGCGAGGAAGUACUAAAAGCAUUGACGAACAUGCUUGGACCAGAGUGGGAAGCAAGCUACGCGAAGAUUAAGAAAUCUAUUGGAGUGAAGGACAAGGAGGACGAAGCAGAGCAUGCCGAAACCGAGAAGACCGAUGAAGAGGAAGAUUUCAAUCUGGUCGAGCAUCAAGUGAAUGAAAUUCAGGAAGCACCGCUGUCGCCGCGUUUCCUGCUGACACCCGUGCCACCUCCCAGUUUUUCGGGAAACCCAUCGGCAUUUGCCAGAGAAUCACCACGUGGUGAAGAUGCGGUGACUGAUGGUUUUAACUUUAUGAAGACGUUUGGUAACGAGGACGUGCUAUAUCGCCGUUCUCAUAACUGCUCGGAGGAUUUCUUGGAAGGUUUAUCAGAAGGCGUGUGCUAG